ACUUAAACACUCUCUGAUGAAGCUAAAGUAGUGAGAUAGCUCAUUGGUACAACGCCACCUCGAUGCCGUCUUGUUUAUAGUUGGUUAGACACAAAAUGUUAUCUUUAGGCUGAAAUUAGUGCCAGCAGUCGGUUGGUGUCUGUGAACAUGAGUGUCGCAGGGAAAAUGUGGCGUGCGUCCGGUCUCCGCUCGGUGUUUACAUAGUUUCUUCUGUACUGAUUUCCGCCCUUUAGCAUCGCCCAUCGCUCGCACCACCAUCCAGCAGCGAUGUGCAAGGAGGGGGACGAGGCGCAGGACGACUGCGGCUCCCGGGAGGAGUGGACGCUCCUGUUCUGGACAUCUCUGGCCGUCAUGAUCCCGGUCAUCAUCACACUGUGGUGCAGCGCCCAGCGCUCCAAACGGAAAACGCACAUGAAAGAUUUUUUCCGUAAGAGCAAACACGGCUGGCACUACACGGACCUGUUCAACAAGCCCACCUACUGCUGCGUCUGUUCCCAACACAUCCUCCAAGGGGCUUUCUGCGACUGCUGCGGCGUGUGCGCCGACGAGCAGUGCCUUCGCCGGGCCGACCGGAGCCUGCCGUGCAAGGAGAUCAUGGCCCCCUGUAGCCCCGACGGAGCCAUGGAGCACCGCUGGGUCCGCGGAAACGUCCCCCUCGCCAGCUACUGUGGAGUAUGCAAACAACAGUGUGGGACCCAGCCAAAGCUCUGCGACCUCAGGUGUGUGUGGUGUCAGACCACAGUGCACGACGACUGCAUGGACAGCCUGGCAGAUGCAGACCAGUGUGACCUGGGCGAAUUCCACAGCCUCAUCAUCCCACCUCACUACCUCUACCGAGUCAACAAGCUCCGCCGCAGGCAACCCGACGAGUACUGCAAGCUGGCGUCUUCCUGUGGCAGUGGUUGGACUCCAGUUCUGGUCUUGGCUAACACGCGUAGUGGUAACAACAUGGGGGAGGCUUUGCUGGGAGAAUUUCGCACCCUUCUGAAUCCUGUGCAGGUGUUUGACCUGUCUGAGCUGACUCCCUCCAAAGCUCUCCAGCUGUGCACCCUGCUGCCCCCCGGCAGUGUCCGGGUGCUGGUGUGUGGGGGUGACGGCACAGUGGGCUGGGUGCUGGAUGCCAUCGAUACUAUGAAGCUGAAGGGCCAAGACCAGUUUAUUCCAAGGGUGACCAUUCUGCCUCUGGGGACCGGAAACGAUCUUUCCAAUACUUUAGGCUGGGGUGCAGGGUAUGCUGGAGAGAUCCCUGUGGAACAGGUUCUACGUAACAUCCUUGAUGCAGAGGUGGUCAAAAUGGACAGAUGGAAAGUGCAGGUGGCUUCAAAAGGCCUCUACUUUCGUAAACCAAAGGUUCUGUCCAUGAACAACUACUUCUCUGUGGGGCCUGACGCUCUGAUGGCACUCAACUUCCACACACACCGCGAGAAAACACCCUCUUUCUUCUCCAGCCGGAUCAUCAACAAGGCUGUUUAUUUCCUGUAUGGCACCAAAGAUUGUUUAGUGCAGGAAUGUAAGGAUCUGGAUAAGAGGAUUGAGCUGGAGUUGGAUGGGGAGAGGGUGCCACUGCCUAGUCUGGAAGGAAUCAUUGUUUGUAAUAUUGGCUACUGGGGUGGAGGCUGCAGACUCUGGGAGGGUAUGGGAGAUGAACCCUGCCCCCCCACACGGCUGGAUGACGGUCUGCUGGAGGUGGUGGGUGUGUUUGGCUCCUUCCACUGUGCUCAGAUCCAGGUCAAACUGGCCAAUCCUGUACGACUGGGACAGGCCCAUACUGUCAGGCUGGUUCUGAAGAGCUCCAAGAUGCCCAUGCAGGUGGAUGGGGAGCCUUGGGCCCAGGGUCCCUGCACCAUCACCAUCACCCAUAAGACGCAGGCCUUCAUGCUGUACCACAGCGCCGAGCAGACGGACGAUGAUGACGAUGAAUCCAGUGCCUCUGAGACAGAGAGCCCAACCCCGCAUGACUCACCGAGGCCCGCGGGGCUGCCGUCCGCUCGUGCAUGACCCACCCCAUACAUGAUGUGGUCUGAAGCUCUUAGUUUCUGUCUUCUUUCUAAAAGCCCAGUUUCUUAUGAAUCUCUCAUUGGAAUGGCACUCACCCGCCCUCCUCUCAGAUUUUUGAACACAGUUUAUCCUUAAAGCAUAGGGAUCGAGAAAAUCGUAAUUUUCCUUUCCAGUCAUUUCAUAGAGAGCUCACAGGGGUUAGAAAGGUCAGUUUUUCAAUGGGGCUGGUGUGAUUUGAUUUUGGGUCCUCUGUCUCCACACUCCUCAUUUAUUGUGACCCAGAGCUCAGGCAGUUCCCCCAAAGGUGGGGCAGUCAGGAGCAGCUGAAUGUUUGGAGAAAGAUUGCCGUUUAUUUGCACUGAUCCCUUGUGCCAUAGAUAUCUAAAGUUGACUAUACUGUAUUUAUUAUGCUAUAUUUACAGUUAAAUGCCCAGCGCAGCCCUGCAGGUAUCAGUGGGCCAUUUCAACGAGUUGCCCAAACUCAGUUGACCAAAUCCUCUCAAAGCCAUGUCUCAAUCAACAGCAGGUGAUACAGUGCUUUUGCAGUUUGACUGGAGCUACAUACCAAGCAUUGGUCAUUACUUUUUUUCCUCUUUUAUUCCAAUAAGAGCACAAACAAACAAAAACAUUUUCUGCAAAUGAGAUAGUUGGAUAGUUAGCCAGCUAGUAGACUCCAUUUGAUUGUGGGUGAAUUGUAAAUCUGUCUCGAAUUCCCCGUUCAGGUUCUUCACAGCGUUGUUAGUUUAAGUGUCUCCUGCUUUUGUCCCCUAAGGUAAGGCUUUAAAAUGUGUAUGUUGGCCGCGAGGUCUCUGUUACAACUGCAAUGUGUUGUCAAUCACUGGACAUCGAUGUGAGUUUGCUGACUUGAUGAGGCACUGUCUCAAGUAGCUCAACAAACAGGUUGUACCAAGAUGCAUUCUUAAAACUAUAUUUAAUUGCUUGUGAAAGCUACAGGAAACAACAUGACUUGUUUACUUUAUUUUGAAAUUAUUGCCAAGUUGUUCAGUUGUUCAUGUAAGACCUUUUUGUGUUUCCUCAUAUUUACACAGUUCCUCUUGUUUACAUAUUUUGUGCUGCACUGUUUUAGCACUUACACUAAGAAACACUGUACAUUGCUUAGGACAUACAUGACACCAUAAUGUUGAGCUUGGAUGUUGCUAUCGAUCGUGAUAACUGCUGACAAGAUUAGGAUGUCCCUUGUUUUUGUUUUACGUUAAUCAAGUCAUCCUUUUGCAUUUCAUCAUUUGUGUUUUACCCAAUAGUCACCACAAGAUGGCAGACUAAAGGCAGUAUUUUGUGUAGACAAACCUUUGCAAUUUAAUAUAAAUACAAUUAGAUACUUGCAUGUACUUCUCUGUGUAUGCUUCAUGUGACAUUGAUCUAUCUGUUGGGUUUUAUUGAUUGCAUCUUCCCUGUAUUCUACGUAAUGUGUGCCAGAGGUUAUUUGUGUUUCUGCCUGUCCAAUAGCCAACCUGUAGGGAAAUUAAUUUUACCGUUUGAGGUGGUCCCAUUAAGAAUGGAGAAGAAAUUGCCUGUUGCUCACAGCCAUAUCAGAAAAGUCUGGUGAAUGUUAGUUUAAUCUUUGUUAGGAACCGGGAGCCAACUUGCUGCUCUUAAGGCUGAACAGGGAUCAGUUUUUAGCCGCAUGAUGCCUAUGCUUUUGGAAUAUGCACUUCCUUGGCAGGUAACCAAGCCUCAUGGUUUCAUCACUGUUUGUUUGGUGAAUGUCUUCUUGCUCAAGGACACCUGUUGGAUCUUUGACCUGAUCUAUGUUUACCAGAGUUGUGUGUGUGUUGUGUUGCGCUGAAUUAGCUGAAAUGUAAGCGGGUGUUGUUGUUGUUUUUAGCCACAUUAGCAGCAUGGCUCUAGUUCAAAAUAGUGUUUUCGAGUGAGAGACUUUGGUAACUGUUUGAAUUGUGGGGCAAUUUGGUACAUUGAUGGUCCUCAGAGAAUGAAUCCUAAUGUUUUUUUUUUAAUCAAACCAACAUUGCUCACAGAACUGCUUGCAAGUAUUCUUUGCAGGAUUUGUUGGUUGGAGUGUGUAACAACAGCACUCCUCCCCAGCUAAGUGACAGUGAGAAUGCAGCUGAAGCGCACACUUCCUCCUGUCCACUGUGGCAUCUCCUCUCUCUGUGUGUGUGUGUGUGUUUGUGGCUCCAGCCUGCCCUCAGUCAAACGCACACGGACCUGUUUAUUUCUCUGUUUUUAAGCCAUCAACAAAUAAGUUAAAAUUUAAAAUUUAUUAAAACUCACAGGGUUGCUAGUGUGGCUAAAGACUUUAACUUGUCUUGCUGUUAAAAGUUGGAGGGACAUGACUGUGAUGUUAUUGUUUUGGAUGUUGCCAAUUCAAAACUGUUUAUUAUUGCUUAUUAAAUCUUGGCAAAAGUAGAACAGCCUUUAUAUGGACUCAGUUUGGCAAGUUUCAGUGUUGUUCAAUGUUGUGUUAAUCAGAAUACUUUCAUUUUUCAUAUAUAUUACUUCUUUGCUGUCAGAUGUCUGUAGAAAUGAAGAGAACCCCAAAGGUUGAUAAGACUGACUGCAGUAUGGUCUUUAAAGGAGCUUUAUGUGGCCUCUGCUAGAGAGAAAUGAAAACACAAAAACUGCGUGUGGGAGGAAAAUAAGCUUUUAUUGAUUACAAUCAUGUAAAAUAAAGCUAUUUAUGGAAACAGUUUCAAUUUCCCCAAAAGAGGAUUUGGGGAAAUUGUUACUACGGGUGAUAAAAAUGAAUUUUGAUUGAACUGAAUGUAAUGAAGUGAUGUUUUGAAUUGGAAGACAUUCCCAUAAAUAUUUUCAUACAGAA
Messenger RNA from Scatophagus argus, 4798 nucleotides. RefSeq names its product diacylglycerol kinase, epsilon (gene dgke). Gene Ontology annotation, molecular function: ATP-dependent diacylglycerol kinase activity. The record is from RefSeq and is a predicted model, not a curated record. The coding region runs from base 268 to 1998 and encodes 576 amino acids. Lineage: Eukaryota; Metazoa; Chordata; Actinopteri; Scatophagidae. The transcript is spliced from 11 exons.